This is a messenger RNA of Clunio marinus, 6224 nucleotides long. The record is from the annotation of a GenBank genome assembly. NCBI's taxonomy places the organism in Eukaryota, Metazoa, Arthropoda, Insecta, Diptera, Chironomidae.
UUCGCUCUCAGUUUACGUUUGGAGCUUGAACAGGAAAAAAGUUUUUAACUGCAGUUAAAAUGUCGAGUCGCGAUCAACAAUCUGAAUCGUUUUUAAAUAGUGACGCAAUUGAUGAUAAUUUCUUCAUUGAUAUUGUGGAGAGAAAAUUAAAAAUUUCGAGAGAUGAGUUUAAAUUGCGAUUAGUUUUGUUAUCACCAGCAACUGGGAAGAAUGAGAAUUAUGUUUCAGUUCUCUAUCGCGCAAAGAUUAAUAUUGAGAUGAAUAAGACGAAAGAGAAAAAAAGUCGUCGAUGUGAUUGUCAAAGCUUUGUUGACAACAAUCAAAGAGAUGAAAGAGUUCAGCGUCUUCCCUCGAGAACGUUUCGUUUAUGAGAAUGUUUUGAGAAGUUUCGAAGACAUUUGGCUUGAAAGGGCUGGCGAAGAAAUUCAGUUUGGACCACGUGAUGUCAAAUACGAAACUGAUCCUUAUGAGAUCAUCGUGUUGGACGACUUGAAAGCUGCUGGUUAUGAAAUGUUGAACAGAAAAGUUGGCCUCAACAUGGAACAGACGAAAAUGUUGCUGACGAAGCUCGCCAAAUUUCAUGCUGCAAGUGCAAUUCGUUAUCAGAAGGAUGGAAUAAUUCAACAUCAUUUUGAUCGUUCGACAAUGCCCUUAUUUCCAACCGAUGGUCCCAUGGCCGAGGGCUUUGAGAAAAUGAGUAAAACCUUCGAAGAUUCUAUUAGAAAUUAUGGCGGUCACGACGACAUCGCUGAUAAAAUAUCUCGUUGGAAUAUGAAGAAACUUCUAACUGCAUUUGUAGACAUAGCAAAGCCGAUGCGUUGUGGAUUUCAAAUAUUGAAUCAUGGCGACACUUGGCUGAACAACAUGAUGUUCAAAUUUGACAAGCAAACAAAUUCUGCCGUCGACGUUCGGUUGAUUGACUACCAAAUGUCAUUCUGGGGAAGUCCAACAGCUGAUUUACUUUACUUCCUACUUUCAUCAGUUGAAGAUGACAUCAAAGUUGAUCAUUUCGAUGAAUUUAUUGAUUUUUAUCAUGAACAGUUGACAGCUUCUUUGAAGGCUCUUAAAUACGAUCAACAUAUUCCAACAUUAACAGAACUUCACAUUGAUCUUCUCGAGAAAGGAUUUUUUGCUUGUUCGUGCAUUACUGGAAUUUUGUUUGUUGUGAAAUUCGACUCAGAUGAAGAAAUCAACAUGGAAAUGUUCUUUUCUGGCGAUGAUGGUGCUGCUGAGAAACUAGCAAGAAUUUACAAUAAUGACAACUUCAAAAAGGCAUUGAAAUCAACUGGGAAGAAUGAGAAUUAUGUUUCAGUUCUCUAUCGCGCAAAAAUCAAGAUUGAGAUGAAUGAGACGAAAGAGAAAAAAGUCGUCGAUGUGAUCAUUAAAGCUUUGUUGACAACAAUCAAGGAGAUGAAAGAGUUCAGCGUCUUCCCUCGAGAACGUUUCGUUUAUGAGAAUGUUUUGAGAAGUUUCGAAGACAUUUGGCUUGAAAGGGUUGGCGAAGAAAUUCAGUUUGGACCUCGAGAUGUCAAAUACGAAACUGAUCCUUAUGAGAUCAUCGUGUUGGAUGACUUGAAAGCUGCUGGUUAUGAAAUGUUGAACAGAAAAGUUGGCCUCAACAUGGAACAGACGAAAAUGUUGCUGACGAAGCUCGCCAAAUUUCAUGCUGCAAGUGCAAUUCGUUAUCAGAAGGAUGGAACAAUUCAAGAUUACUUUGAUCGAUCAAAAAUGCCUCCAAUUCCUGAAGACAGCCCAUUCAUAAAUAGUUUGUAUAGAUUGUAUGAUAUAUUUGAGCAUUCUGUUAGAAAUUAUGGCGGUUUCGAAGAUGUUGCCGAUAAAAUAUCUCGAUGGAAUCGAAAAAAGUUGUUGACUACUUUUAUUGAUGUAGCAUCACCGAUGCGUUGUGGAUUUAAAGUUAUGAAUCACGGAGACAUUUGGUUGAACAACAUGAUGUUCAAAAUUGACAAGGAAACAAAUUCUGCUACUGAUGUUCUCAUGAUUGACUACCAAAUGCCAUUCUGGGGAAGUCCAUCAGCUGACUUAAUAUAUUUCUUACUUUCAUCAGUUGAAGAUGACAUCAAAGUCGAUCAUUUUGAUGAAUUUGUUGAUUUUUAUCAUGAACAGUUGACAGCUUCUUUGAAGGCUCUUAAAUACGAUCAACAUAUUCCAACAUUAACAGAACUUCACAUUGAUCUUCUCGAGAAAGGAUUUUUUGCAAUGGCAACAAGUGAAGAACAAUCGGAAGCUUUCCUCGACAGUGACACAAUUUGUGAUGAUUUCUUCAUUGAAAUUGUUGAAAAUAAAUUGAAAAUUUCUCGCGAUGAGUUUCGAUUACAAUUAGUAAUAUUAUCAUCGGCCUCAGGUCAAAAUGAAAAUUAUGUCUCAGUUUUGUAUCGCGCAAAGAUCAAGAUUGAAAUGAUUAAGACGAAAGAGAAAAAAGUCGUCGACGUGAUCAUUAAAGCUUUGUUGACAACAAUCAAAGAGAUGAAAGAGUUCAGCGUCUUCCCUCGAGAACGAUUCGUUUAUGAGAAUGUUUUGAAAAGUUUCGAAGACAUUUGGCUUGAAAGGGCUGACGAAGAAAUUCAAUUUGGACCACGUGAUGUCAAAUACGAAACUGAUCCUUAUGAGAUCAUCGUGUUGGAUGACUUGAAGGCUGCUGGUUAUGAAAUGUUGAACAGAAAAGUUGGCCUCAACAUGGAAGAGGCAAAAAUUGUUUUAAUGAAGCUCGCCAAAUUUCAUGCUGCAGGCGCUGUUUGUUAUCAAGAGGGAGGUGCCAUGAGAUCAUAUUUUGAUGACAGCUCAGCAGAUAAAUCGUUUUAUAUGAUGACCGACGAUAAUCCAUUUUUGCAGGGAGCAGCGCAAAUGCUUGAAGCUUUCGUCGAUUCCCUAACAGCGUUCAACUAUAGUAAAGAAAUUAUUCAGAAGUUCAGUCGACCUAAAAAGAACUUAUUUACUUCUUGUGGUGACAUAACUGCACCAAUGCAAAACGGAUUUCGUGUUCUUAACCAUGCAGACUUGUGGAUAAAUAACGCAAUGUUCAAAUUUAAUGAAGAACGCGAAGUUCUUGAUGUCAGUUUUAUUGAUUACCAAACUCCUUCCUUAGGUAGUCCAAGUUUCGAUCUUCUUUACUUUUUACUGAACUCAGUAGCAGACGACAUUAAAACUGAUUAUUUCGAUGACUUUGUUUGCUACUAUCACGAAAAUUUAACAACUGCAUUGAGGAAGUUGAAGUAUCAACAAUCAAUUCCAACUUUAACUGAUUUGCAUAUUGACAUGCUUGAAAAUAAGCGUUUUGCUUGCUAUUGUCUCGUAUCAGUUCUGCCUAUCAUAAAACUCGAAAAAAAUGAAGAAAUUGGAAUAGAAGUGUUCAUGGGAUCCGCUGAAAAACUUUUUCUCAAUUGUGAUGUGAUGGACAAUGAUUUCUUCAUUGACAUUGCUGCAAAAAAAUUGAAUCUAUCAAAGGAUCAGAUCAAGUUGAGGCUUGUGUUGUUAUCACCAGCAACUGGGAAAAAUGAAAAUUUUAUUUCAGUUCUUUAUCGUGCAAAUAUAAAAAUCGAAAUUAUUGAGACGAAAGAGAAAAGAUCUGUUCAGGUUAUAGUAAAAGUUCUGUUAGUGACAAUGAAGGAAAUGAAAGAGUUCAGCGUCUUUCCUCGAGAACGAUUCGUUUAUGAGAAUGUUUUGAGAAGUUUCGAAGACAUUUGGCUUGAAAGGACUGGCGAAGAAAUUCAGUUUGGACCUCGAGAUGUCAAAUACGAAACUGAUCCUUACGAGAUCAUCGUGUUGGAUGACUUGAAGGCUGCUGGUUAUGAAAUGUUGAACAGAAAAGUUGGCCUCAACAUGGAACAGACGAAAAUGUUGCUGACGAAGCUCGCCAAAUUUCAUGCUGCAAGCGCAAUUCGUUAUCAGAAGGAUGGAAUGAUUAAGGAAUAUUUUGACAGAAAAGUUGCAAUGAAGCCAAUGAUGGCUGAAGGAAGUCCAAUUCAAAACAGUUUUAAGAACAUUUAUUACGAAUUUCGAGAUGGCGUAAAAUCAUUUGAUGGUUGUGAAGUUUAUGCAAACAAAAUAUCGAAUUGGGACAGUGAGAAGCUCUUUCUGGCUUUCUCUGACAUUGCUGAACCGAUGCAAUGUGGAUUUCAAAUAUUGAAUCAUGGCGACACUUGGCUGAACAACAUGAUGUUCAAGUUGGAUAAUGAGACAAAUUCUGCCGUUGACGUUCGGUUGAUUGACUACCAAAUAUCGUUUUGGGGAAGUCCAUCAGCUGACUUAAUUUACUUUCUACUUACUUCUGUUGAAGAUGACAUCAAAGUCGAUCAUUUCGAUGAAUUUGUUGAUUUUUAUCAUGAACAGUUGACAGCUUCUUUGAAGGCUCUCAAAUAUGAUGAACACAUUCCGACAUUAAAAGAACUGAAAGACGAUUUGCUGGAAAAGAAAAUCUUUGAUGAAUUAAAAUUACGAUUGGUUAUGUUGUCACCAGCAACUGGAAAGAAUGAGAAUUUUGUUUCUGUUCUUCUUCGUGCUAAAAUCAAAGUUGAAGUGUUGGAAAGUAAAGAAAAAAAAUCUGUUGAUGUGAUCAUCAAAGCUUUGUUGACAACGAUGAAGGAAAUGAAGGAAUUUAGCGUCUUCCCUCGAGAACGAUUCAUCUAUGAGAAUGUUUUGAAAAGUUUCGAAGAUAUUUGGCUUGAAAGGGCUGGCGAAGAAAUUCAGUUUGGACCUCGAGAUGUCAAAUACGAAACUGAUCCUUAUGAGAUCAUCGUGUUGGAUGACUUGAAAGCUGCUGGUUAUGAAAUGUUGAACAGAAAAGUUGGCCUCAACAUGGAACAGACGAAAAUGUUGCUGACGAAGCUCGCCAAAUUUCAUGCUGCAAGUGCAAUUCGUUAUCAGAAGGAUGGAAUUAUACAAAAUUAUUUUGAUCGCAAACUGUCAAUGCCACCAUUUCCAGAAGAUAGUCCACUUGUUGUUGGCUUUAGGAAGCUUUAUUACGCAUUUCGUGACGCUGUUAUGUCUUACGGAGAUUGCGAUAUUUAUGCUGAAAAAAUUGCACAGUGGGACUUGACAAAGCUUUUCUCAAAUUUUAUUGAUAUCGCUGAGCCGAUGGAAUCGUCUGAUUUUAAAGUGUUAAAUCACGGCGAUAUCUGGUUGAACAACAUGAUGUUCAAAUUGAAUAAAGAAACUAAUUCUGCUACUGAUGUUCUCAUGAUUGAUUAUCAAGGCCCGUUUUGGGGAAGCCCUGCAGGUGAUUUGCUUUACUUCUUGAUUUCGUCAGUUGAAGAUGACAUCAAAAUUGCACAUUUUGACAACCUUAUAAAAUUCUACCAUGACGAGUUGACAUCGUCUUUGAAUAAGCUUCGAUUUAAUAAAUCAAUCCCAACAUUGAAGGAAUUAAAUGACGACAUGGAGGCAAAAGGAUUUUUUGCUUGUGCUUGCAUUAUGUUCAUUUUGUUUGUCGUGAAAUAUGAUUCAAAUGAAGAAAUAAGCAUUGAAAGUAUCAUGACAGGUGGAAGUGACGAAGGAAUGUUCGAACGAAUCUACAGAAAUGACAACUAUAAAAAAUCUCUCAAGCUUUGGCUUUCAUUUUUAAAUGAUCGCGGAUACUUGGAUAGCUUAAUAAUUAAAUCCACAUUGAAUGAAAAAUAAUGCACGUGUAAUUAUCAUUCAACUAUGUAGAUUAGAAGCUAUUUUAGGAAUUUCAGCAAAAUCCAUCCGAUAUAUUAUAAUAAACAUUAAUGAUGUACAAACAAAAUACUUCCAAUAAUUAAAAUGAAACAAACAUUAUUGUAUGUAAUGAAAUCACAGUGUAAAUAAUAUUUCAAAACCAUAACAUGUACACGCGGAACUCGCAUUUAUUUACAUUUAAAUGACAAGAGAAUUUUUGUACUUUGCUUUUACAGAUAUCAAAUCAUAAUUUAGUAUAAUUAAGAUGUCAUUUCAAUUUGGAAUUCAAGGCUUAAUAAAAUCUAACUUAAAUCACAUGCGAUGCUUUUUGCACUGUCAGAAUGAUUGUAUCGACUGAAGCAUUAGUUCCACACUGACAAAACAAAAUUAUUCAACUUCUCUGUCAAUUGUCUAUGAUAAAAAUUUAGUUGUUUGAGUUAAAACCGCGAAAACGAUACAUUUGCGGACAUGAAGGGAGCGAGUUGGUGUAACAGAUUUAUCUGUGUGCUUUUAAAGUAAUUCAAUCAGUUGUCAAAGUAUUCCUUUACACUUCGCUACACAUGCUUUUGUGA